AUGUCGGUAUUUUCCUUGGAUGCAAGCCAUGGCAACCCUGUCACAAGGGAGACCGUAGACACUCUUUGCGCUCAACUGGGGGUAACUAUAGAGGAAAAAGAGAAGGAAGACUACCGAUGUCUCCUUGCGGUAUUUCACGAUGCAAGCGAGCAACUUAUGGCUAUGGAUGACUACGUCCCACAUGUUGAUGAAGAACGCUUUCCAAGAGAAAACAUACAUUUUCCAGAAAGAUCAGAGAAUUCGCAUGGGGCCUGGGCGUGGAAGUGCAGCAUUAUUGACAAACAGGCCGACGGUCAAGGCAAGCUGCACGGCAAGACUUUUGCCUUGAAAGACAACAUAGCCGUCAAGGGCGUGCCCAUGCUACUCGGUACCAACUUCAUCAAGGAUUACAUACCAGAUGUCGAUGCGACCGUCACAUCUCGCAUCCUAGAGAGUGGUGGCCGAAUCCUUGGCAAGGCUGUGUGUGAAAACUUGUGUCACUCGGCUACAAGUCAUUCCUCUGGCACUGGCAUAGUCGAGAGUCCGUUCGCGAGAGGCUACAGCGCAGGCGGAAGUUCCAGCGGAUCAGGAGUUCUCGUUGCAUUGGGAGAAGUUGACGGAGCCAUUGGUGCAGACCAAGGAGGCAGCAUUCGCGUUCCAGCGGCCAACUGUGGAAUUGUAGGCCUAAAACCCACAUUCGGACUGAUUCCGUAUACCGGCUGUGGCAGCAAUGAGCCAACAAAUGACCACAUUGGUCCCAUGACACGUACUGUACUCGACAAUGCCGUUCUGCUUGAAGCUAUUGCAGGAACCGACAACAUCGAUGAUCGAUCAUUUGCAGCGCCGCAUCCCUCGAAAAUUCCACUCUAUAGCUCCAUCGCCACGCUGCCCGUGGAAAAGCCACUGCAGGGCAAAAGGUUUGCAAUCAUAACCGAGUCCCUCUCCACACCCGCCAUGGAUCCACGCGUCGUUGCAACCUUCCGCACAGCCGUAUCAAAAUACAAUUUGCUCGGCGCAACCAUCAGCGAAGUCUCCAUCCCCCUCCACUCCAAAGGUGCCGCAAUCUGGACGGGGAUCUCCAAAGUCGGUGGUUUUCUAUCAAAAACAAGCGGUGCGUUUGGGCGCCGCAGCCACCAAAUGCUCAGUCUGAACGCGCUGUUCCACCCCAUGAGCCAGCAGAACUGGGACGAAGCGUAUUCCUCGACCAAGAAUAUCUAUCUCAACGGCCUGUAUGCCACGCAGAAUUUUCCACAUCUACUUGCCAAAGCAACGAAUUUAUCGCGCCAGCUGCGCGAUGCUUAUGAUGCUGCGUUGCAGGAAUACGAUGUCUUGCUUACGCCUACCCUGCCGUAUGUGGCGACGAGUCAUCCGGCUGCGGAUGCGAGUCCGCUGGAGCAGAUUAAGAAGCAGAUUGGACUUACGGCAAACACGGCGCCGUUCAAUCAGAGUGGGCACCCUGUGCUCGCGCUGCCGAUUGGCAUGUUGGAGGUGCAGGAGGGGCCCGGCGUCAAUGAUGGAGUCAAGCUGCCCGUCAGCAUGCAGAUUGUGGGGAAAUGGUGGGGAGAAAUGGAAGUGCUCAAAGCAGCGUAUGCGUGGGAGCAGGCGUCGAAUUGGAGAGAGUUGUGA
Exserohilum turcica Et28A is the source of this 1605-nucleotide messenger RNA. RefSeq lists its product as uncharacterized. The record is from RefSeq and is a predicted model, not a curated record. Lineage: Eukaryota; Fungi; Ascomycota; Dothideomycetes; Pleosporales; Pleosporaceae. Gene Ontology annotation, molecular function: catalytic activity. The coding region runs from base 1 to 1605 and encodes 534 amino acids. The transcript has 2 exons.